Galleria mellonella (greater wax moth) is the source of this 3053-nucleotide messenger RNA. RefSeq names its product vacuolar protein sorting-associated protein 33B (gene Vps33B). The coding region runs from base 129 to 2078 and encodes 649 amino acids. Lineage: Eukaryota; Metazoa; Arthropoda; Insecta; Lepidoptera; Pyralidae. The record is from RefSeq and is a predicted model, not a curated record. The transcript has 2 exons. Gene Ontology annotation, cellular component: CORVET complex; lysosome. Gene Ontology annotation, biological process: intracellular protein transport; vesicle-mediated transport.
AUUAUGACAACUGGCAAAAUUGACAGAUUAUAUUCGAAUAACAAAUACAAACAGUUUCUAAAUUAUGUUUUAUUCUAAAUAAUUACUUAUUUAAGAGUCUAUUUUGAUAGAUAUUAAUUUCUAAUAACAUGGAUCCACCACUUUCAUUGAAGUUGGCUUCUAUGAGCCUAAUAUCACAACGCAAAUUAGAGAAUAUCCUUGCAUUGUGUGGCGAUAAAAAGGAUCUCAUAAUAGACCCAAUUCUUAUUAAACCAUUGGAAAGAAUAUGUGGUGUGGGUUGGCUUAGGCAACAUGGAAUUGACAAGAUCUACAAAAUGGACCCCCAGUUGGGUACAACAGCUAACAUUAACAGAGUCUAUUUCAUACCAGCCAGCAUUCAGAAAUACAAAUGUGUUUUAGACCAGAUCUCAUCACUGAUAAGUCAAAAUGCUUCGUUGUCAGAUUUGGAAUGUUUUCACAUAAUAAUUGUACCAAAAUUUAUUUGUUCUUAUGACUCUAUACUUGAGAGCAGGGGUUUGUAUGGCAUUGUUAAGUUACAUUCUUUUUCAUGGGAGUUAAUGGUAUUAGAUGAGCAGCUUAUGAGUUUAGAAUUGCCAUUUUUAUAUAAGCAAUUGUUUGUCGAACAAAAUCAUUCAUUGUUAUCGAGUAUUGCCAUGUCAAUAUGGAGUUUAUUUCAUGUCAUCGGUAAACCAAAGAUAUUAUUUUCUGUGGGCAAACUUUCAGCAAGUGUUUUAGAUAUAUUACAAGUUUACAAUGAGACUUAUGCAAGAGAUUUUAUAAAUAAUGAUAGUUCACAAGAAAUAGGCGCUUUAAUAUUGAUAGAUAGAAAUCAGGAUUAUCCAUCAAGUUUAUUAACGCCAGCAACAUACAGUGGUUUGUUGAGUGAGCUUUUCAAUAUAAAUUGUGGUCAUUUAGAUCUUAAUGUGAAAGAAACAAUACAGAAAAAAGGAAAAAUGGAUUUUGGUUUUAAGGAAGAAGAUGUUGCUAGCAAGACCAAAAACACAGUGAUGACAUUAGAUAGUUCAAUAGAUAGCCUCUAUGGAGAGAUAAAACACAGACAUUUCUCAGAAGUUCUAAGUGUGUUGAGUUCGAAAGCAAAGCUGUUGAAAAAUGAAGAUAUCAAAGCAUUAGGCAUACAAGAAAUGAAGCACUAUGUCACAACAAAACUGCAACAUGUUGCAUUAUUUAAACAAAAUCUAGUCAACCAUGUAUUAGCUUGCGAAACAAUAAUAUCAGAUAUGAGUAAAAAAUUCGAAAAUCUAAAGUGUACUGAAACAGAAAUGUUAAAUAAUCGAAAUAAAAAGUCAAAUUUUACAUUUGUUGAUGAGAAUUUUGGUACUGAUAUACAUAUUUAUAAUAGUUUGCGGCUAAUGUGUCUUCUUAGUUUGACUCAGGGUUUGUCUUAUGAUGAAUACAAUUCCCUUGUUAGUAAAUAUUUGAUUGCUUUUGGAUACAAGUAUCUCUAUGUGUUCCAUAAUUUGGUUAAUGCUGGCUUGUUGGUACAACCCUCUAGUCCUAAACUUUCCCUUAGUAUUUCCAAUUUAAGUGACAGGCUACCUAAAUGGCAAAGUGGGUUUCAAGUGACCGCCAAUAAAUUGAAGCAGCUGCCUCCUCAGCCAGAUAAGGUUAGCAAGUCAUCUCCGAGUUAUGUCUUCAAUGGUGGAUAUGUUCCACUCACUGCAGUUAUAUGUAACACAGUUUUAACAUCGGAAUCUCUAGCUGAAAUUUUCACUAAAUUAUCAGCAUUGCCAGACCUGAGAGUUGGUGGGGAUAUUCUUGAAAAAUUCAGCAAUGGGAUGGAGACAUUGAAUCAGAAAUUAUCAGACUUAAAACUACAAAGUGACUUGGAGUAUGGGUGCAAAGAUGCCAAGGGGUUGGCAAAGUUAUUGAAGAGUGAGCCUAAUAUUGGUAACAUAUUUCCUCUAAAACCUAAAAGUGUAUUUGUGUACAUGAUUGGUGGUGUAAAUUAUGCUGAAAUAGCUGCCUGUGAUCUCGUACAGAUUUCAACUGGAAGCAAAAUAUAUAUAGCCAGUGACUGUGUGGCAAGUGGCAGAGAUUUGUUGGUAGCCAACACAUGAAUAUCAUAGAAACAAGUACAGGGAUUAAGAUCUGUUAAUACAUUUUCAAAAUGUAUAUAUUUUUUUUUUUUUUUACAACACAGAUGGCAAACGAGCAUGCGGCUCACCUGAUGGUAAGUGACUACCGCCGCCCCUGGUCACCCACAACACCUACGGCAUUGCAGGUGUGCUGCCGUAUGUGUUAUUAUGUGUGUAAAAUAUUAAAUAAACUCUCCUAUAUUAUUAUACUCAUAAAUGUGAAAGUCUGUAAAGAUGUAUGUUGUUAUGUAUAUGUUAAUCAUGCUUAAACAAUUGUAUAUGUUAUUAAUUUUUAUUUAACGCAGUAAGAUAAUGUUCAAGAAUCUUUUUUAUAUAUUUUAAAAUUUUAUCAAUUUCUAUUCAUAUUCAAAAAAUUUAAAUAGAUUUUUUUAUAAGCUUUUUUAAAUCACUAUCUUUUUAAAUUGUAUUGUUGAGUUUAAAAUGUUGUUAUUUGCUGAGAAGAACCCACAAGUAGCUCAACAGUUACUCUUUUAAAUCUUAGUUAACUUAAUAUUUGUAUUAAUGUAAUGACAUGGUCAUUUAGCCCGUUCAUAAAAGUCACUAUGAAAUAUCUCGAUGUUGCUAGAAUUGUCAAAGUACCUGUAAUCAUAAUUUUUAUAAUAUUGUAUACAAUAAAAAUAUUUUCCUUACAUUUCAAAAUUUUCUAUUUAAUAAUAGUAUUGUAAUUUGAUUCAAUAAAAAACAAUUCAGUACUAAAAUAUUUUAUUAUACGGACACUUACAACUAUGAUAUCACAGUAUAAUAAUAUGUUACACUUUCACCACAAAGCAGUUAGCACAGUAUAUAGGCAAUAGGCAAUUUAAACAUUUGUAGUGAAAGUGAAAUGAAUGGUGAAAUGUUCUAUUAUUUCACCUUAGCUACUGAAAUAUUGGUUAUAAAAAAAAAAUUUAAAAGGCAAUUUGUCUUAAUGUGAUUGGUGGAUUAUCUCCAUCUCAG